Messenger RNA from Terrapene triunguis (Three-toed box turtle), 3978 nucleotides. It is a transcript of the gene SLC4A4, whose product is annotated as solute carrier family 4 member 4. Lineage: Eukaryota; Metazoa; Chordata; Testudines; Emydidae. Gene Ontology annotation, molecular function: solute:inorganic anion antiporter activity; monoatomic anion transmembrane transporter activity; sodium:bicarbonate symporter activity. The transcript has 27 exons. The record is from RefSeq and is a predicted model, not a curated record. Bases 63 to 3395 code for a protein of 1110 amino acids. Gene Ontology annotation, biological process: monoatomic anion transport; transmembrane transport; regulation of intracellular pH. Gene Ontology annotation, cellular component: basolateral plasma membrane; plasma membrane.
CCCGCGCCCCGGCCAGCCCAACCGCCACGCUGGAGGAGCGCCGGAGGACCGAGCCCCGGAGAAUGGAGGAUGAGGCGGUGCUGGACAGAGGGGCUUCCUUCCUUAAGCAUGUAUGCGACGAAGAAGAAGUGGAAGGCCAUCACACUGUCUACAUCGGGGUCCAUGUGCCUAAGAGCUAUAGGAGAAGGAGACGCCACAGAAGAAAACCUGGGCUAAAGGAGAAGAAGGAAAGAGAAAAAAUCUCUGAGUACUACUCCGACAAAUCAGAUGUAGAAAAUGCGGAUGAGACGAGCAGCGGCAUCCUUAAACCACUCAUCUCCCCCGCUGCCGAGCGAAUCCGCUUCAUUUUGGGUGAAGAAGAUGACAGCCCUGCACCCCCUCAGCUCUUCACCGAACUGGACGAGCUUCUGGCUGUUGAUGGACAAGAGAUGGAGUGGAAGGAGACGGCAAGGUGGAUAAAGUUUGAAGAGAAAGUGGAACAGGGCGGAGAGAGAUGGAGCAAGCCUCAUGUCGCGACGUUGUCCCUGCACAGCUUGUUCGAACUGAGGACGUGUAUAGAGAAAGGAUCCAUCCUGCUUGAUUUGGAGGCCACUUCUCUCCCUCAGGUAGUGGAGAUGGUUGUUGACAAUCAAAUUGAGACGGGCCUGUUGAAACUAGACAUGAAGGACAAGGUCACCUACACGCUGCUCAGGAAGCACCGGCACCAGACCAAGAAAUCCAACCUACGCUCUCUGGCUGACAUCGGGAAGACCGUCUCCAGUGCAAGUAGGAUGUUUACCAACCCUGAUAAUGCACGCAGCCCACUUGAGAGUUCUGUGCCCUGCCUAGCAACCCGCACGUUGGAUGAUGAAAUCCGAGUGCAGCGCAGCCCCAGCGUGGGAUGGCUAAGCAGUCCAGCCAUGACUCAUAGAAACCUGACUUCCACCAGUCUGAAUGACAUCUCUGACAAACCUGACAAAGAGCAGCUGAAGAAUAAAUUUAUGAAGAAAUUGCCCCGUGAUGCUGAGGCCUCCAAUGUGUUGGUUGGUGAGGUAGACUUCUUGGAAAACCCUUUCAUUGCCUUCGUCCGGCUGCAGCAGGCAGUUAUGCUGGGUGCUCUGACUGAAGUCCCCGUUCCUACCCGAUUCCUAUUCAUUUUGCUGGGUCCGAAGGGAAAAGCGAAGUCCUACCAUGAGAUCGGUCGAUCCAUUGCCACUUUGAUGUCCGAUGAGGUGUUCCAUGACAUUGCCUAUAAAGCCAAAGACAGGCAGGACCUGAUUGCUGGAAUCGAUGAGUUUCUGGAUGAAGUCAUUGUGCUUCCACCUGGGGAGUGGGACCCUGCCAUCAGGAUAGAGCCCCCCAAAUCUCUCCCAUCUUCUGAUAAAAGGAAAAACAUGUAUUCGGGUGCGGAGAACAUACAGAUGAAUGGAGACACGCCUCAUGAUGGGGGCCAUGGAGGUGGGGGCCACGGUGACACUGAAGAACUACAACGAACUGGCAGAUUUUGUGGUGGUUUAGUCAAAGACAUAAAGAGGAAAAUACCUUUCUUCGCCAGUGACUUCUAUGAUGCUUUAAAUAUCCAAGCUCUUUCAGCCAUUCUCUUCAUCUACCUGGCCACAGUGACCAAUGCUAUCACUUUUGGAGGUCUGCUUGGUGACGCUACGGACAACAUGCAGGGCGUGUUGGAGAGCUUUCUGGGCACAGCAGUCACUGGAGCGGUCUUUUGCCUUUUUGCUGGUCAGCCACUCACAAUUCUGAGCAGCACAGGACCUGUCCUUGUCUUUGAAAGACUCCUGUUUAAUUUCAGCAAAGACCAUGACUUUGAUUACUUGGAGUUCCGUCUCUGGAUUGGCCUGUGGUCAGCCUUCCAGUGUCUUGUUCUGGUUGCUACUGAUGCCAGCUUCCUGGUCAAAUACUUCACCCGCUUCACAGAAGAGGGAUUUUCCUCCCUGAUCAGCUUCAUCUUCAUUUAUGAUGCUUUCAAGAAGAUGAUCAAGUUAGCAGACUAUUACCCAAUCAAUUCCCAUUUUAAAGUGGACUAUAUCACAUUUUACUCCUGUGUCUGCAUGCCACCAGAGCCAGAUAAUAGUUCAGUAUUUAAUGAGACAACAGCAGCGUCAGUUGAUUGGCUGACCAGUUCCUCUGCUGAGAAGUACAAUAACACGAUCGACUGGCCAUCUCUGACAAAGAAGGAGUGCUGGAAAUAUGGAGGCUACCUUGUGGGCAACAACUGCAACUACGUCCCUGACAUCACCCUCAUGUCUUUUAUCCUCUUCUUUGGCACCUACACCUGCUCCAUGGCCCUGAAGAAAUUCAAAGCCAGCCGUUAUUUCCCAACUACUGCCAGGAAGCUCAUCAGUGACUUUGCCAUUAUCUUGUCCAUUCUGAUUUUCUGUGGAAUAGAUGCCCUAGUAGGUGUGGAUACACCGAAACUAAUUGUGCCAAGUGAAUUCAAGCCAACCAGUCCCCACAGAGGCUGGUUCGUCCCACCCUUCGGAGGGAACCCCUGGUGGGUGUACCUUGCAGCAGCCAUCCCUGCGCUGCUUGUGACCAUUCUCAUCUUCAUGGACCAGCAAAUCACAGCCGUCAUCGUCAACAGGAAAGAGCACAAGCUCAAGAAAGGUGCUGGCUAUCAUCUGGAUUUGUUUUGGGUGGCUGUUCUGAUGAUUAUAUGUUCCUUCAUGGCCCUGCCCUGGUACGUUGCUGCUACUGUGAUCUCCAUUGCCCACAUCGAUAGCUUGAAGAUGGAGACUGAGACCUCAGCACCUGGAGAACAACCCAAGUUUCUGGGAGUGAGGGAGCAGAGAGUCACUGGAAUCAUUGUAUUCAUUCUCACUGGUGUGUCAGUCUUCAUGGCUCCCAUCUUGAAGUUUAUACCUAUGCCUGUGCUCUAUGGAGUGUUCCUAUACAUGGGUGUUGCUUCCCUUAAUGGAGUGCAGUUCAUGGAUCGUCUGAAGCUGCUUCUGAUGCCUCUGAAACAUCAGCCUGACUUCAUUUAUCUGCGUCACGUCCCGCUGCGCCGGGUCCACCUGUUCACGUUCCUGCAGGUGGUGUGUCUGGCCCUCCUCUGGAUCCUCAAGUCAACUGUGGCUGCUAUAAUCUUCCCAGUCAUGAUCCUGGCGCUUGUGGCAGUCAGAAAAGCCAUGGACUACCUCUUCUCCCAGCAUGACCUCAGUUUCCUUGACGACGUCAUUCCAGAAAAGGACAAGAAGAAGAAAGAGGAUGAGAAGAAGAAGAAGAAAAAGAAGGGCAGUCUGGAUAGUGACAAUGACGAUUCCGACUGCCCCUACUCAGAAAAUGUCCCAAGUAUUAAAAUUCCAAUGGACAUCAUGGAACAGGAACCUUUCCUAAGUGAUAGCAAACCUUCCGACAGAGAAAAAUCACCAACAUUCCUUGAACGCCAUACAUCGUGCUGAUAAAAUUCCUUUCCUUCAGUCACACACUAUGCCAAGCCCUCCACGAACUCCAGUGAAAGUUGUGCCUCAAAUUAGAAUAGAACUUGAGCCUGAAGACAAUGGUUAUUUCUGGAGGAGCAGGGGAACAGAAACUACUUUGUAACUUUUUUUUGUUUGUUAAACUUAUACUGAACGUUUUUUUUGUCACCAGCCAAAUAUUAAAAUGCUCUCUGCUUCCCUGCCGCAUAGGUAAAUCUGAGACACACUGUACCUUCCCUCUACCUUUCUCACCCAGUUUUUCCACUCACCAACAUUCGUUUUUGCCUUCUGUCACUCAGACACACACGCAUCUCUCAUAUUUUUUAAGCAGAGGGCAGAAGUAUUAAGGAUAUAUUAUAAAUACCGUUGUGAAAUGUCAGAGGAACUGACAUUACCUUAGUUGUGAAUCAGUGUUUGUUUUUCUUUUUUCUGUCUGGCAGAACAAAACUGACCUCCAGGCUAAUUCAAUGUCUUUACUACACUACUGGAAAGUGCUGCUAUACUAACUUGCUCUUAAAGUCUAUACUUGUAGUGUCAAGAGAAGGAAAACUUAAAGGUACUUCAC